AUGACCGGGAACGUCCCAUCUGAUAUAAAGAAUUUGCCAUUCAGGGUUAUAAAUAAGAAUAACAAACUAGUCAUCGAUAUAGAAUACAAAGGGAAAAGGGUAGAUUUCACGCCCGAAGAAAUUUUAUCCAUGAUAUUGGUAAAUGAAAGAAACCGCAGAAGCAUUCCUUGGUACACAAGUUAUAUAUAUUACAAUUACAGCACCAGUAGUACCAGUUGCUUUAAUUAUUUUCAACGUCAAGCUAUAGGAGAUGCUGAAGGGAUUUUUGAAGUAAUAGCCGUUGCUGGUGACAAUCAUCUUGAUGGUGAAGAUUUUGACAAUCGUCUUGUAAAUCAUUUUGUACAAGAAUUCAAAAGAAAAUUUAACAAAGAUAUUUGUUCCAAUGCACGUGCUAUCAGUCGUUUAAGAACAGCAUGUGAACAUGCGAAACGUACACUUUCAAUAUUAUCCAUUGUAAUUGAUUCUCUUUUCGAAGAUAUUGAUUUUUAUACCUCUUUGACACGUGCCAGAUUUGAAGAAUUGAAUAAAGAUUUAUUCAGCUCUACAAUAGAACCUGUUGAGAAAGUACUGCGAGAUGCUAAAAUUGAUAAAAGCCAAGUCCAUGAAAUUUUCAUGGUUGUUCAACUAUAUGAAGGAGAAUGUACUCGAGCAAGUGGUAAUAAUUUGCUAGGAUCAUUCGAAUUGUUUGGGAUUCCUCCGGCGCCAAGAGGUGUUCCGCAAAUUAAAGUUACCUUUGAUGCUUAUGGAAAUGGCUUCUUGAACGUUUAUUCUGCUAUUAAUAAAGAAACCGUUUUUAAAGCUGAAAAAUAUCAUGCAGAAAGAAAGCAAUAUCAGCAAAAAAUAGAAGUGCAAAAUGGCCUGGAAUCCUAUACAUACAACCUACUUAAUGUAGUUCAAAAAAUCGAUAAUUUAAAGAAUAAACUUCAAGAUGUAACAAAAAAUUCGAUUACAUGGAUUGAGAAUAACCAAGAAGCAAGUAAAGAUGAAUGUGAACGUGAACAAAAAUUACUUGAAUGGAUUACCGACCAAAUAAUGAAUGAACUUUGUAAUAGCGAAGCGGAAAAAUAA
Rhizophagus irregularis DAOM 181602=DAOM 197198 is the source of this 1068-nucleotide messenger RNA. NCBI's taxonomy places the organism in Eukaryota, Fungi, Glomeromycota, Glomeromycetes, Glomerales, Glomeraceae. The record is from RefSeq and is a predicted model, not a curated record.